AUGGACAUUUUGCAUCAAAAACGACCGAUUACGCAGGUAAAUAUCGUUAUCAGAAAGCUUCCGGCAGUCAGCAACCGCUAAUUUAUCGUUCCCUUUUCGUUCGGCUCAGAGGAAGAAGUCAUUUCUCACCUAUGGGUGCAGCUGCUAAUUCACAUCAAUGUAAAUUUCUAUGCUAUUUGGUUGAUAGUGACUGUAAUAUUUCUUAACUAUGAGUUUUCCACCAUUAGCGGUAUUGAGAAAAUCCUGUCGAUCCUUUCGCUUGUGGUAGCCAUACCACUGGAGAUCGUUCGGCUCUACCUUGGCCACACUGGAAAUCUAAUGAGUGCGAUUCCCAGCUUUGCCGGAUUUCUUAUUCUCUCCCUACUAAUUCAACUGCCGCUACAGAUUUAUCUUUUGCUGGCCACGCACACCAUUAAGCACACAAUACCGACAGUGGUGCAAUCGAUCACGAUCACAAUGCUCGUGCUGCAGAUUGUCGUUGGCAUACCGGCGAUGAGGAAACUGUCCGCGUUUCGCAGGAAACAAUUUCAAACACAACGCUGGCAGUAUAUGGGCAAACGCAUGGAGGCGAAAGAAGCAAACGAAGCACAAUAA
Anopheles maculipalpis is the source of this 594-nucleotide messenger RNA. Its product is annotated as transmembrane protein 17B-like. NCBI's taxonomy places the organism in Eukaryota, Metazoa, Arthropoda, Insecta, Diptera, Culicidae. Gene Ontology annotation, biological process: non-motile cilium assembly. The record is from RefSeq and is a predicted model, not a curated record. Gene Ontology annotation, cellular component: ciliary transition zone.